AAUAUCUCUAAUAGUUUUUGUAGAAAAAAACUUCUCUUUUUCUUGCAUUGAGAUGAAGAGAUUAGAUGGUCCAAGAAAAGCCCAUAGAUGGAAACUCUCUAUGAAAUCUCUCCUUCGUUCAAUGUUUCUUCUCUUCACUGCUUUAUAAAUUCAAGAAUCCAUCAUUUUCAUAUUUCACCAAAAUGUUUUUUUUUAUGUAGCUGCAAUGUGAUGGUGGUGAGAUCAAGAAAGAACCUGAAAUGGGAAAACAUGGAUAGAGAUAUUUUGGUCAAGAUUUUCGAGAAGCUCAACGUAAUAGAUGUUACCAUGGGAGCAUCACGUGUCUGCAUCUCUUGGUUCCUUGCCUCUCACGCAAAAUCUCUUUGGAAAACAAUCAACCUCGCAGAUCUCCAACGUGUGGACUUCAGCCAUCGUCAAUUACCAAACUCCCGGGUGGAAGAUGAAGAGGUAAACGAACAUGUGUACCGUUGUAAUAUGAUUUUGUUUGAAAGCACCAAACUCAGCAGCACUGUCCCCAUCAACUUAUUCUUCAACUAUGAUACCUACUUAACUGAUGAGGAUCUCAUCAUCGCUGCGCAAAGGAUGCCAAACAUAAGAAAGCUUGUCUUACCACGAUGGUGCCAUUUAAGUGAGAACUCAUAUCAGUUUGCAUUCAGGCAAUGGAAGAAUCUCCAAACGUUAAUCAUUGAUCAACGCCAAGCAUCAUUAACCUGGAGACAGAAGAUUCAAGCUAGCGGAGAUAACUGUAUAAACCUCACCAACUUGAAAAUUAUGGGGUGCCUUAACGAAGCUGAAGCUGGGGAUAUCGUUUGUUGGUUUCCAAACCUCAAGAAGCUGAGUUUGCGUUUUUGCGACAUCAUUGAUAUUGGUCUAGUUUUGCCUCUCAUCACAAGCCUCAAACACCUAACGAUCCUUAACCUCUCACACUGUAGAUUUCGACAUGAGAGAUGUGGCUAUAUAAUUUGUAGCCGUGAACUUGAAACCAUUCUUAUCAAGAUUGAUAGAUAUAAGUGUGAGACAUUGAUCAUGUUGUGUUUAAAUCUCGACUGCAAGUUCUGCGAAAAGGCAUAUUGCAUUGGCAGAUCACAUGCUUUUUUCGAGAAGAAUUGGCGUAACGAUGAGAUAGAGGAAUUUGAAUCUGAAACGUUGUAAGAAUCUGUUGAUGACUAACCAGAUUAUCAUAUUCUGUUU
Molecule: messenger RNA, 1191 nt
Organism: Raphanus sativus (radish)
Lineage: Eukaryota; Viridiplantae; Streptophyta; Magnoliopsida; Brassicales; Brassicaceae
Product: putative F-box protein At4g11580
Molecular function (GO): protein binding
Source: RefSeq, a predicted model, not a curated record